UAUAUGAAACCAUAUCCUCGUUUACUCGUCUCACACAGGCAUUGACUUAAGAGAGAGAGAGAGAGAGAGAGAAAGCUAGCCAAACAAGGAGCUCUAAAUUCCAUUUGAAGAUCGAUUUAGGGUUUUUAUUAGCCUUAUCGCAUCACAUAAAUAGGAAAGAACAGCAUAAAAGCUCGAACAGGAUUUUGACUAGUGAAAGAUAUAUGUAGUUUAUGUACGUCGAAAAGAGUUGCAUAAAGUUGAAAAAUCAAGGUAUAUUUGAGGAUGGGAGAAAGCCGUGUCUCCCAAUGUUCCAAGACAUGUACAAGCCCUUCUAACAUUGAUGAAGAAGAGUGUGAAAGCGAGGCCAAUGAAGAUCAAAGUAAGCAAAACAACAAUGGAGGAAGCUCAAGUAACAGCACAGUGGAAGAGAGUGAGAAAAAGAUAAGGCCUUAUGUUAGAUCCAAGUUGCCAAGGCUUAGGUGGACACCUGAUCUUCAUCUUCGCUUUGUUCAUGCUGUUCAACGACUUGGAGGACAAGAGAGAGCAACACCAAAAUUGGUUCUUCAAUUAAUGAAUAUCAAAGGUUUAAGUAUUGCCCAUGUCAAGAGUCAUUUACAGAUGUUUAGGAGCAAAAAGGUGGAUGAUCGAAAUCAAGUAUUUGCCGAUCACAAUAGUCUUGUUGAAAUUGGAGACAAAAAUGUUUAUAAUCUUAGCCAGCUUUCCAUGAUUCAAGGGUAUAAUCCGAGUCAAAGUAGUUCAUCCUACAACUACCCGAAUAAUUAUUCAAGCUAUAGAUUCGGGGAUGCUUCUUUUGGUGUCUACGAAAAUGUGCUACAAAAACCUUUGGAUUGGACCAAUGGAAUUUCUCGGGCAGGUUCAUCCAUUUUUGGUGAACAAUCAACAAGUAAAAUCUGUGAACCAAAAGAUGAGUUUCUCUCAUUUGGUGCUCAUGAUCAACCUCUAGGCACAAUCACAAGAUUAUUUAGCCACGUUGAUAACAUGCAAUCAAACAAUAUGCAACUUAGAGCACAAAAUCUCAUGCCUAAAAAUCUACCACAAUUGAAGACAUUGAAAAGAAAGGUUCCAGAUACAGCACCAGAUUUGGAUCUGUCACUAAAACUAAACUCAAAGAUGGAUUCUGAAGGAACCUUGGAGGACCACGAAGUAAUUGACAGCAACCUAUCACUCUCAUUAUGCUCUCAGUCCUCAUCCUCUAAUCAUAGCAUUAGGUUGAAGGAAGCACAAGAUCGAAGUGAGGAACGCGGGAAAAGGGCCAGUACCCUAGAUCUGACUACAUGAAUGAGACAAAUUCUCAGUGAGAUCUUGAGCAAUCAGCUUCCCAAUAGCGUCGCAUUGUGCUUUCAUCAUUGCAUUCUCUUCAGCUAGUUUGUCGAAGGUAGAUUCCCAGUAAACCAGUUGAGAUCUAAUCAUUGAAACUUGAGCCUAUAGUCCCAAAAUAACGGACACCUACGUAAGACACAUGCAUAUGUAUAUGCAUGCAUUCUAAAGUCCUCUAAUAUGAAUAUUUACAAAAGAAAGUGGUGAAAUAUUUUACAUGCUUGAAGAAGGAAUAAUUUAAAAAUGGGAAGUGAAGGUAUUAUGAACCAACGUUUAAGGAAGAUACUCACUUCAAGGGACUCAACAUGGCUCUUCAGAAGUUGAAGCCUGGCUAGUUUCCGGAGCCGAUAUCUCGCAGCAUACACCCUGUUGGCCUGCAUUCUGUAUAAACCAUGCAUGUUAUUAUUCAAACUACCAAACAUAUAUAA
Molecule: messenger RNA, 1748 nt
Organism: Cajanus cajan (pigeon pea)
Lineage: Eukaryota; Viridiplantae; Streptophyta; Magnoliopsida; Fabales; Fabaceae
Biological process (GO): regulation of DNA-templated transcription; abaxial cell fate specification
Molecular function (GO): transcription cis-regulatory region binding
Source: RefSeq, a predicted model, not a curated record